GAUCUACUAAACACUGGCUACAUGAGAGCAAUGCCUAAAUGAGAAUAUUGAGAAUGAAAAAUAGCCUAAAUAUUAUAUUAGCAUGUUAGGUUUGCACAUUUUGGGUUGUUGCUAGGUUGCUAAUUUGUCCUUGGAUAAUAUUUCCUGGUUUCCAUCGAUUAUUCAUCAAACACGGCUAUUUAGUUCAUGUCGAAUGCCUUUUCCUUUGUUACGCCUGCUGUAAGAGAAAGACAGCCUAGAACAGCUGAUGAUAGUCAAUCCUCAAUGGAAAUUUUCAUUUAUUUAUUUUGACAUUCAAUCAACCGGCUGAUGUGUACCUCAACACCUGAAAUUCAGGAAUUUUCCACUCAUUUUUUUAUUUCCGUUUGUGCGUGUUGUGUGGCUUAAAAUUAAAAUUAAAUCCCGGUCAGUGUUCGCACUUAUUUUUAGCCGAGCGUUACGUACAAUUUUGUAAUGGCCAAUUCAUCGUUCGACCGGCUCAAAGAACUGAAUUUGUCUCGCGAUGAAGUGAACCGACUCGGACAGGCUCUGAGAAAGGACGAUUUCCGAAAACUUUUGGUUAGUUGUGUGGAAGAAGUCCAGGACCCGGUGAACCGGCAAAAAUAUGAGAAUGAGGUAAAGCAAUUUGAGAGAGAAAGAGGUCAGGAAGUAACAUUUUUACAUCCAACACCGGGCUAUGUUAUUAAAACUAGCAUCAAUGGCAACCAAAAGGGCUUUAUCAAUAUUUGCUCUAACGAUGGCAUAAGUAAACCCUCUUCCUCUCUUACUAUAAAAGACGGAGCCAAAGGCCUUCAAUGGUCCUUACCCCAUUCACUAUCGCCUCCUCACAAUGAGAUAGACAAUAAGGGGGUAGAAUGUCAAGUUUAUGAUGUACUUUUCCACCCUGACACAUUGCAUUUAGCUAGUAAAAAUCAAGAACUUCGUUCUAUGGUCAAUAAUGUAGCCCUGACAGCCAUAGAAAACAACUUUGAUGUUGUUUUAGACAAGAAGAAUCUAAAAUUUCCUAAUAUAAUGUUUAAGGGCAUGAAAAGGGCUAGCCUAUUGAGAAAACCUACUGAGGACAAACCUCAAGCCGAAAUCAAUGAUAAAAUUUACACAGAAAUUGAUUCUAGGCGCAACCAAAAAAGCCCUACUAAAAAAAAUACCAAAACCCGAAGAAACAGUAAUGAGGAUAAUUCAGUUUACACCAAACCAAAAUACAUCAUAAAACACCGGUCUUAUGUAGACAUGACAGACUUCACAGAACAUAAAAAUGCAAAAAUGAAUGCAUCUAUCCCUAAAGAACUUAUUGUUGAAAUUGAUCUGCCACUACUUAAAUCUUCUGCCAAUAUGGAUUUGGAUGUUACUGAGAAAAAUGUGCAACUUGUGAGUGAAGAACCUGCAAAGUACAAAUUGAAUCUGACACUACCUCAUAGGGUAAAUGAUGUAAGCGGCAGUGCAAAAUUUGAUAAAGAUUUGAGGAAAUUGAUUAUUUCUUUGCCUGUUAAGAACCAAUGUGCUUAUGAGGCUGAUAGUGGAGUGGAAAGUUGUAUUGAAGAAAUUGAUUUGAAUGGUCCUAACAGUCCAGAGUCUGCCAAUGAUGAAUUAAGUGAUUUAAAAAGUUUUGGUUCCCUUCAUCUCAACGAUACAUACUCCACCCCUGAAUUUACUUGUAAUAUAUUCAACAACAUUGUUGCAUUUACGUUUCACAUCAAAAAUGUAGAUGAGAGUAGUGUCAGUAAAGUUGCCUGCUCAAAAACCUCUUUUGUCAAUGUGAAAUUCACCAGUAUCAGCUCUAAUUAUUAUCCUACUUGCUACGCAUUUUGUGUGAAAUUUCCUCAACAUGAAAUUAUUGAAGAAGAUGUAAACAUAGAAACAUGGGACAACAAUGUUAUUUUGCAAAUUCCAUUGAAGGCUAGUGAAAAGAAAUUUGUGUCAUAUUUGUGUGGUAGAAGUGAGUACGAUUUGAGCGAAAAAUGUAUUGAAGAACCUGCUGUUAUUAGCAAAAAUUUGGAAGUUGCAGAAAUAAAUGAGAAAAUACAGGCCAAACAAGAGAAAUUCACAGAUACCAAGCUCAAAAGUAAUGCCAUAGAUAUCCUGGCUACUUCCUAUGGGUCAAGUGGCGAUGAGUUAAGCGCUAGCAGCUUAAAAAAUGAGAAAAUACAGGCGAAACAAGAGAAAUUCACAGAUAACAAGCUCAAAAGUAGUGCCAUAGAUAUCCUGGCUACUUCAUAUGGGUCAAGUGGUGAUGAGCUAAGCGCCAGCAGCUUUUCACCAAGAAAAAGUAGCAAAGGUAUUCUCAAAAGGAUAUCAAAUAAAAGGGCCUCAUUUGGCAGAAGUGUGUCUGAAUCCAGCUUGGACGAUUACCUGUGCUCUUCCUAUGAAAAUUAUGGGUUUAGCAAUAUUGAGUGUGUCCCUGAAGAAUCUCGAGAAGGAGAAGAUGAAGAGUUGGCUUCAAGUUUGAAGAAAACUGUCAGAUUCAAUGAUGUGGUUUCAAAGCAGUUAUUCAGAUCCAACUCCAGCAUUCUUGGCCAGAAAAAGAAAAAUCAACGUAAAGCUCGCAACAAGAAGCGUGCCCACGAGCGUCGCUACAGCGAAAGCGAAGCUUCGGAUGUUGACAGCAAAAAGGAGGGAGAUAACCAGACUAAUAGUGAGACAGAGAAAGAGAGCAAGCCUGAGGAGAACGUCGCAGUUAAAAAAGACGACAGCGACAUCUUUCAUUUGGAAAUUAAUAAUUAAUUCACAGUUUGUGUCUUAAUUGUUUCGCUUAUUCAAAAAUCAUAUUGAUUCUUUAUACCUACUUAGUUUUUUUAGCAAUAAUUUUUUUUGUCAAAAUUUGUAAUAGAUAACUGACAGUUUUUGGCGGCAGCACUAAAAUUCAAAUUCAUUUUUCAAAGUCGUUUUUUGUACCUCAGUGAUCAUUUUAUGGUUUAAAAAACUUGGUACUUCGUCUUUAUCCCAGUGGUUGCAUGUUGCAUGAUUGAAUUUUGUCUUUUUUGUUGGUUGGAUUUGAUAUUGAAGUACAACAAAAAAAAAGCUGUGGGAAAUACAUAUUACAUAAUAAUUGUUUGGCAAAAUUAUUAUUAUAAAACUAACACUGUUAUUAUUUUACAUUUUUACAAUUUUAUUAGAACAUCCAUAUGUGGGAUGAAUACUGUUUUAGAAAUAAAAAUAUGAAAUAUUUA
Molecule: messenger RNA, 3164 nt
Organism: Ceutorhynchus assimilis (cabbage seed weevil)
Lineage: Eukaryota; Metazoa; Arthropoda; Insecta; Coleoptera; Curculionidae
Source: the annotation of a GenBank genome assembly